Molecule: messenger RNA, 2525 nt
Organism: Zerene cesonia (dogface butterfly)
Lineage: Eukaryota; Metazoa; Arthropoda; Insecta; Lepidoptera; Pieridae
Gene: Nop60B
Product: H/ACA ribonucleoprotein complex subunit 4
Exons: 1
Coding region: 187-1713 (508 amino acids)
Biological process (GO): box H/ACA sno(s)RNA 3'-end processing; mRNA pseudouridine synthesis; rRNA pseudouridine synthesis
Cellular component (GO): box H/ACA snoRNP complex
Molecular function (GO): RNA binding; pseudouridine synthase activity
Source: RefSeq, a predicted model, not a curated record
AUGUUUUGUUAAAUGUCAACUGUCACGCGAGUUGCCCAACUCUAACCUCGCGUGUUUUGCACGUGUUGCUUGAAAACAUUUUUAUUUUUAACUAGUAAUCAUUACCAAGUUGGUGAAUUUGAGAAAAAAUAAUACGCAAUAUCAUAAAAGUGAGAAUAUAAAACGUAUUAAUUUAAAAAUACCAUCAUGACGGAAGUUUUGCAACCCGGUACCGAGGUAUUUUCUGAAAAGAAAAAGAAGAAAAAUAAGGAUGCUGUAUCAUUAGGCACCUUUCAGAAGAUGAGCGAGUUCAAAAUCGAGCCAUCUGAAUGCGUUUCUAAGCUCGAUACAGCGUAUUGGCCCUUAUUAUUGAAAAAUUUUGAUCGCCUCAACGUGCGUUCAAAUCACUAUACUCCUUUGCCAUUUGGACAUUCGCCCUUAAAACGUCCGAUAUCAGAAUACGUCAAAUCAGGCUUUAUCAACGUGGACAAACCUAGCAACCCUAGCUCUCACGAAGUUGUAUCAUGGAUAAAGCGGAUAUUGAAAGUGGAAAAAACAGGGCACUCGGGUACCUUGGACCCGAAGGUCACAGGCUGUCUGAUCGUGUGCAUCGACAGAGCGACACGACUUGUCAAAUCGCAGCAGAACGCCGGUAAAGAGUAUGUAGCUGUAUUUAACCUGCACUCUGCGGUAGAUAGCAUCAAGAAGGUGACCCAGGGCUUAGAGAAACUCCGUGGCGCGCUAUUCCAGCGCCCUCCCCUCAUAUCAGCUGUGAAACGUCAGCUCCGUGUACGUACAGUAUACGACAGUAAAUUGUUGGACUUCGAUCAAGAGCGAAACAUUGGAGUGUUCUGGGUAAGUUGUGAGGCUGGUUCCUAUAUUCGUACCAUGUGCGUACACUUGGGCUUGAUGCUCGGUGUUGGCGGUCAAAUGAUUGAGCUGCGUCGAGUCCGUUCGGGUAUACAGGGUGAGAAGGAAGGCAUGGUCACCAUGCAUGAUAUACUCGACGCUCAAUGGGCAUACGAAAAUCACAAAGACGAGACGUAUCUGCGUCGCGUGAUCAACCCCCUCGAAGGCCUUCUGGUAGCUCAUAAAAGAAUCUUCAUUAAGGACAGCGCUGUGAACGCAGUCUGUUACGGUGCCAAGGUGCUGUUGCCUGGUAUUUUGAGGUACGAAGACGGUAUAGAAAUGGACCAGGAGAUAGUCAUUGUGACCACUAAAGGUGAAGCAGUGGCACUUGCCAUAGCUCUGAUGACGACAUCUACGAUGGCAUCAUGUGAUCACGGCGUAGCAGCUAAGCUCAAACGUGUAAUCAUGGAGCGUGACACAUAUCCAAGAAAAUGGGGAUUAGGUCCAAAAGCGUCACAGAAGAAAGUCCUCAUACAGCAAGGUAAACUGGACAAAUUCGGCAAACCAAACGAAAAUACGCCAAAAGAGUGGUUGAACAGCUAUGUAGACUAUAAGCCGAAGGCAGAUGAAAACGGUUCAACAGAAGCCGUGGAAGGCAGCAGAAAGAGAACGGCGAGCACAUCAAAUGCCGACAAUCCGGAUGAUUCUGUAGACGCGAAAGCGGAAAAAAAGAAAAAGAAGAAGAAGAAGGACUUAGACAGUACAAUGGAUGCCGACACAACAGUGGAAGCAGCUGACAUAUCGGAAGUUGCAGAUGACUCCGUUCGAAAAGAGAAGAAAAAGAAGAAGAAGAAGGACAAACAGCAGGACAGAGAAGAGGAAUAGCUUAAGGCAAAGUAGUCAAUAAGAGAUUUUAUUUUUUCUUGUACGAUCUAUAUUUAGACUACAGGCAUCUGAAAUGUGCUCUAAGGUUAAUAUGUAUGUUGGUGAAUUGAUACCUAUGGAAUCCAUAAUUUUCGAGUUCAUUGCAUGCUUAAGUAUAGGAUUUAAGAUCCAUUUAAAAUAAUUAUGAACACAUUUCUUCAAUAUUUUCUUUAAAGAAUUACCAAUGUUACAAGCCAUAAAAUUUUCCUUUUCUAAUCUUGUAAUCUUCCAGCUAAUCUAGUACAAUGAUCAUGUGUUUAAAAUUUAUUUAUAUCUUCAAUAGAAAUAGAUUAAAACAAUAAAUGUUAAACAAUUUAACAUUUAAAAAACAUCUAAAUCAUAAAGCACAUCUUAAAAAAUGCAUUGUCAAAUCUAGUUAUUUUCCUUAAAUCAAUACGGGUUAUGUAUGGCAUUUGAAGAUUUUGUGAUAGUCCCUGUUUUUCCGAUACUAAUGAUACUUAUUUCGAAAAUAUAACUCAAUAUCAAAUUGUAAAUUUAAAAUAAACUUAUUAUGUUAUCUUCAAGCUCAUUACAUUCAAUCUAAUAUGUUUAGUUUUUCUAUAUUGUAAAGUCUCCCAAAUUAAAUGAAUGUUAAUUCCAAUAAAAUACAUAGUAGGCAAUUUAAGCAUUCUUAAAUCAAUUAUCUCAUGAAAUAUUAUAUAGGUCUUACACGAAAUAAAAAACUAUUGACUUAGCUGUAAGAGUAAAGUUUAAGAGAAUUGUUUUAUUCAGUAAGACUGUUGGUUGUCAACAUUAUAAUUUACAAACAUAAA